CUGACCAACCCACCCCACAUGGAGGUGCACAUCCACCGUCCGUUCCAGCCUAAACAAACCCUAAAGUCCCGGAUCCGCCGUGCCACACUCUAUACGCGCUGCUGUAUUCCCCACCAACCACGUCCGAUCCCUCCGCUAGCCGAACCCGCCGUUCGGUGUUCGACAAUCCGCACCGGAUCAGCCUACCCGGCGAAUCGAAACAACCAGCAUCAGCAUGGAACCACCGCCAUGUGGGCCACCGCGCGGGGGAGACGCGGAUCCACCGGCCCCGCCCGAUCGGAUGGCCAGCACGCGCGCGAUUAUAGGCGUUGUGGUUACGCGCGGCGGCGGCGCAGCGGAGAUAAAAAGGCAUCCCCCAGGAAAGCAUCGCCCCCCUCUCACUCGCCUCGACGCGCCUCUGAAAGUUCGGAGCCGCCGGCCCGUCCGCCUCCCUCUCCGCCUCCCGUCCCCAAGGGUGAGUCUUGCGUCCCACCAGGCUUCUCUCCCGUCCUCUGUCCCCGAUUUAAGGCCCAUGCUCUCGUUCCUAUUUGUGGCGAUUGGUCCGGCAUGCGUGCUGUUUGUGGUAGAUAGAUCUGCUCUGCACGUCUGCGUUCGUCACGUAUAGGUUGGAUUGUUCGUGUGGUAGCCUCGGCCGUUGGUGCUCAUUCAGAUCGGUGCUUCCUGCGUCGGCCAAUAGUUUUCAAGUGGCAAUGGCGGACCAGGCUAACCAACCCACUGUCCUUCAUAAGCUCGGUGGCCAGUUCCACCUGCGCUCGAUCAUCUCUGAAGGUGUACGGGCCCGUAACAUAUGCCCAUCUGUCUCAUCUUAUGAAAGGAGAUUUGCCACAAGGAACUACAUGACCCAGAGCCUUUGGGGCCCUUCAAUGUCUGUUAGCGGUGGCAUCAAUGUCCCAGUGAUGCAGACCCCGCUCUGUGCUAAUGCUCCUGCUGAGAAAGGAGGCAAGAACUUCAUGAUUGAUUUCAUGAUGGGCGGUGUUUCAGCUGCUGUUUCAAAGACUGCUGCUGCUCCCAUCGAGCGUGUGAAGCUGCUUAUUCAGAACCAAGAUGAGAUGAUUAAGUCUGGUAGGCUAUCAGAGCCGUACAAGGGUAUUGUUGACUGCUUCAAACGUACCAUUAAGGAUGAAGGUUUCUCUUCCUUGUGGAGGGGUAACACUGCUAAUGUUAUUCGUUACUUCCCUACUCAGGCUUUGAACUUUGCAUUUAAGGACUACUUCAAGAGGUUGUUCAACUUCAAGAAGGAUAGGGAUGGCUAUUGGAAGUGGUUUGCUGGCAACCUGGCCUCUGGUGGUGCUGCUGGUGCUUCCUCUUUGUUUUUUGUGUACUCCCUGGACUACGCGAGAACAAGGUUGGCUAAUGACGCGAAGGCUGCCAAGGGAGGAGGUGAAAGGCAGUUCAAUGGGCUUGUCGAUGUCUACCGCAAGACACUCAAGUCUGAUGGUAUUGCUGGGCUUUACCGUGGAUUUAACAUCUCCUGUGUUGGAAUCAUUGUUUAUCGUGGUCUGUACUUUGGGCUCUAUGAUUCCAUCAAGCCAGUUGUCCUUACUGGCAACCUCCAGGACAAUUUCUUUGCCAGUUUCGCUCUGGGUUGGCUGAUCACUAAUGGUGCUGGUCUUGCAUCUUACCCCAUCGAUACCGUCCGCAGAAGGAUGAUGAUGACAUCUGGUGAGGCUGUCAAGUACAAGAGCUCCUUGGACGCGUUCCAGCAGAUUCUUAAGAAGGAAGGGCCCAAGUCCCUGUUCAAGGGUGCUGGUGCUAACAUUCUUCGUGCCAUUGCUGGUGCUGGUGUGCUUUCUGGCUAUGACCAGCUCCAGAUCCUCUUCUUCGGAAAGAAGUACGGCUCCGGCGGUGCUUAAAUGGAGAAAUAUGAUGACGAACAAGAGCAGUGUGUGUUCCCGGUCCUUUCCAAUCAGGAUCUGGUGAAGUUUUUGCCUUUCAUAUCGAAGAAAUUAAUAAUUCAUGUAGAGGGAGGAUUCUUCCAACAAUUUGUUUUGGAUGGAGACUUAGAUCUCCAAACACUCGUAACUAUCCUACUAGGUGGUGACAUCGGUCCCCAAAAACAUUUAUGGUCAUAGAGUCUGCCCUUCGUUUGUCAGUCGGGCAAUUUUUCUUGCAUACAAUGCCUUCGUUUAAGUAUCGGAUGAGUUGCUGCGACUAAUUAUUUGUUUGUCUUUACCUUUUGCAAUGCUUGAUUGUUGAUAGCAUUGUUUUUGUCACUGGAUUUCU
Messenger RNA from Zea mays, 2223 nucleotides. RefSeq names its product adenine nucleotide translocator. The record is from RefSeq and is a predicted model, not a curated record. Gene Ontology annotation, biological process: mitochondrial ATP transmembrane transport; mitochondrial ADP transmembrane transport. Gene Ontology annotation, cellular component: mitochondrial inner membrane. Gene Ontology annotation, molecular function: ATP:ADP antiporter activity. Lineage: Eukaryota; Viridiplantae; Streptophyta; Magnoliopsida; Poales; Poaceae. The transcript is spliced from 4 exons. The coding region runs from base 690 to 1853 and encodes 387 amino acids.